CGCAUGCGCUUUAAAGAUGGCGGGAGUGACACUUGAUGAGCAGCUUUCAUGAGAAAAUUUUGAUUUGCAAUGGAGUUCGUGGGUGCGUUAGAAAAUUAGUCCAGAAAGCGAAGCCUGCGUCAUUACUCGUUAAAUUCAAUGCAAAAUGGACUUCCAAAUACUUCCACGCCUCACGGACCUCUUACAAGAAUUCACAGUGGUCGUGUUACGCGAAAAGCCGGAGGACAUAGUAGAUUUUGCGGCCGAGUACUUUGCCAAGUUGAAGCAAAGUAAGGAGAAAACUCCCCCUAAAGCAAAAGGGGUUAGUUUUCAGAUUGAAAAUGGAGCCAGAGAUUCAGAUGGAAGUGACGACGAGCCAAUUCCAGAACCUCCAAUGAAACAAUAUGGUGCAAGACGAAAAUCAGUUUGUGCUGAGCCAUAUCACCCUGAUUCAGACUCUGAUGAUGAGGGAACAUGUGUUAUCCAUCCCAAGUCAGAUGAGCAAAGAGUAAGGCUUAAUGAAGCAGUCAAACAUAUCCUUUUGUUCAAAAGCUUGGAUCAAGAGCAAUUGUCACAAGUCCUUGAUGCCAUGUUUGAAAAGAAAGUUCAACCUGGUGAUCAUGUCAUUGAUCAAGGAGAUGAUGGUGAUAAUUUCUAUGUCAUUGACAGUGGGACUUACGACAUAUUUGUAUCAAAGAAUGGUGUUGAUGAAAUGGUUGGCUGCUAUGACAACAAAGGUAGCUUUGGAGAAUUGGCAUUAAUGUACAACACACCUAGGGCAGCAACAAUUGUAGCAACAUCACCUGGAAUUGUGUGGGCACUUGACAGAGUAACAUUUAGGAAGAUCUUGCUCAAGAAUGCAUCCAAAAAGAGAAAAUUGCAUGAAGAACUCCUAGAAAAUGUUCCAAUGUUGGCACAUCUCACGAAUUAUGAAAGACUGAAUGUUGCCGAUGCCCUAGAAACCAAGCAUUUUCAGGAAGGAGAUAGAAUUAUCAAACAAGGUGAUGAAGCUGAUUGCAUGUAUUUCAUUGUGAAAGGAAAGGUGUCAGUGAGAAUGCUCAGUGCAGCAGAUCCUCCAGAAGACCUUGAAAUCACAACUCUAGAUGGUGGUUACUUUGGUGAACUAGCUUUGGUUACACACAAACCAAGAGCUGCCUCUAUUUAUGCUGUAGGAGAUCUAACUGUUGCAACUCUUGAUGUUCAAGCAUUUGAGCGACUGCUAGGUCCAUGUAUGGAUAUAAUGAAGCGAAGCAUUGGUGAUUAUGAAGAGCAACUCCGCAAACUUGGAUUAAGUAAUACAGAUCUAAGAUAAAAAAGAACUCAAAAUAACUGUUCAUAUGUUUUUGCAAUUAUUUGUUAGUCCUAUGACAAAAGAGUUGAUAAAGAGGUUAAGUUCAAAUUGUAAAUCCUUGGUAAUAUUUGAGUAAAAGGCUUGAUAAUUCAGAGUUGUAUCAGUUUUAUGUAAAUACAAAUUGAGUGAACUAUAUUUGAAGUACAAUAACUUUAAGGAAGUAUCAAAAUCAACUUCAAGUGUUAAUUGUCUUUAGACAUGACAAUGACCAGCAGUUAGUAUUUAGUAUUUAAGAAAGCAUUGGAUGAGAUAUUCACAGGUCAGCUUUUAAUACUAGUAAUACCACUGUAUGUCCCUGUAUAUAUAUUUAUGACGGAUUGGUCCCAACCACUGUAAUUGAUAGAUCUAAUUGCAGAAUACAGCUCAACUUCCCUUUUUGCAAAGGAAAGUUAGAUUAAGUGAACAUGUUAAUUGAUCUUUACAGAGUCAAGAAAGUGAUACAGCCCUUUUAUGGUAUCUCUUCAUUUAUUCUAAUAUUUAGUUCACUGCUAAUUACAUCAAUGUUUUCAAAUUAAGGUAUCUUUCAUAAAACAUUACUCCUAACCCUAAGAUAGAUCAUCCUUAUUAGAUAGAUUAUAAGAUAGAUUUAUCUUUAUUAACAAAGCAUAAUUUAAUGUUAAUGCUGAGAUCAUUUAAUGCAUCCUAAUCCCAUACAGCUAUUUAUGCAUUUUGUUCACAAGAACUCAGGUUGUUGCAAAAAUUAUAUGUAUAUAGACACAAGUUAUCACUUUGUCAUAUUUGAUAUGACUAUCCAGUAUCCUAUAGCUACAAAACCCUUCCUCUUAAACUUUGUUCACCAGAGCAAGCCAUCUAUUGAUAGAUCAGUUAGAUUUGAAUGUUGAAAAUCUGUUGUAUAUUUUUAGUUAAACCAUAUUUUCCUUGUAGUAUGUUAAGGUGUUCAUAAAUGCUGUAAAAUUGUAUUUUCAAUUGCAAAUAUGCAAUGCAGUUGCUUGCUGGCAGUUGGCACCUUAAAAUGACUAUCUACAAAUAUUUACAAGAGAUCAUACUUCAUGAUCCUUUAUGUUUUUGUUGUGCUUUUUCAAACAAGCCCUGGUUCUCAUUUUAAGUUGGUUAUUUAGAUUUAUAUAGUUCGUCAGCAGAUAGAGUUACCUAAAGGGGGUUAAACAAAUAUUUAUGUUACAUUUGUAAUAUUAUAAUGAGAAUUACGUUUAGCAACUUCA
Rhopilema esculentum is the source of this 2511-nucleotide messenger RNA. Its product is annotated as cAMP-dependent protein kinase type II regulatory subunit. Gene Ontology annotation, cellular component: cAMP-dependent protein kinase complex; cytosol. Gene Ontology annotation, molecular function: cAMP-dependent protein kinase inhibitor activity; protein kinase A catalytic subunit binding; cAMP binding. The record is from RefSeq and is a predicted model, not a curated record. Lineage: Eukaryota; Metazoa; Cnidaria; Scyphozoa; Rhizostomeae; Rhizostomatidae. Gene Ontology annotation, biological process: negative regulation of cAMP-dependent protein kinase activity.